This is a messenger RNA of Vidua macroura (Pin-tailed whydah), 1526 nucleotides long. It is a transcript of the gene GSK3B, whose product is annotated as glycogen synthase kinase 3 beta. NCBI's taxonomy places the organism in Eukaryota, Metazoa, Chordata, Aves, Passeriformes, Viduidae. Gene Ontology annotation, molecular function: ATP binding; protein serine/threonine kinase activity; beta-catenin binding. The record is from RefSeq and is a predicted model, not a curated record. The coding region runs from base 94 to 1395 and encodes 433 amino acids. Gene Ontology annotation, biological process: negative regulation of canonical Wnt signaling pathway; insulin receptor signaling pathway; regulation of microtubule cytoskeleton organization. Gene Ontology annotation, cellular component: cytosol; nucleus; axon. The transcript is spliced from 12 exons.
AGGGAGCGGCAGGCGGGCCCGCCGGGGCGAGGCGGAGGGCGAAGGCAGGAAGAGGAGAGAGGUGAUCGCCGUUGGGGCAGAGCGGGAGAGACCAUGUCCGGGCGGCCCAGGACCACCUCCUUCGCGGAGAGCUGCAAGCCGGUGCAGCAGCCCUCGGCCUUCGGCAGCAUGAAAGUCAGCCGAGACAAAGAUGGCAGCAAGGUGACUACAGUAGUGGCAACUCCUGGACAAGGUCCAGACCGACCACAAGAAGUCAGCUACACAGACACCAAGGUGAUUGGAAAUGGAUCUUUUGGUGUUGUGUAUCAAGCCAAACUCUGUGAUUCAGGAGAGCUUGUGGCCAUUAAGAAAGUCCUGCAGGAUAAAAGAUUUAAGAACAGAGAGCUCCAGAUUAUGAGAAAGUUGGAUCAUUGUAACAUUGUCCGAUUGCGUUAUUUCUUCUACUCUAGUGGAGAGAAGAAAGACGAGGUGUACCUCAACUUGGUGCUGGACUAUGUUCCUGAAACAGUAUACAGAGUUGCCAGACAUUAUAGUCGGGCCAAACAGACACUCCCUAUGAUUUAUGUCAAGUUGUACAUGUAUCAGCUGUUCCGGAGUUUAGCCUAUAUCCAUUCCUUUGGGAUCUGCCACCGGGAUAUAAAACCACAGAACCUCUUGCUGGACCCUGAUACAGCUGUUCUAAAACUCUGUGACUUUGGAAGUGCAAAACAGCUGGUUCGUGGAGAACCCAAUGUGUCGUACAUCUGCUCUCGGUACUACAGGGCACCAGAGUUGAUCUUUGGAGCCACCGAUUAUACCUCCAGUAUAGAUGUGUGGUCAGCAGGCUGUGUAUUGGCUGAACUGUUACUAGGACAACCGAUCUUUCCAGGUGACAGUGGUGUGGAUCAGUUGGUGGAAAUAAUCAAGGUUCUGGGAACGCCAACAAGGGAGCAAAUUAGAGAAAUGAAUCCAAACUAUACUGAAUUCAAAUUUCCUCAGAUUAAGGCACAUCCAUGGACUAAGGACUCGUCAGGAACAGGACAUUUCACCUCAGGAGUACGGGUCUUCCGGCCCCGCACUCCCCCCGAAGCAAUUGCGCUAUGUAGCCGCCUGCUGGAGUACACCCCCACGGCCCGCCUGACUCCCCUGGAGGCCUGUGCGCACUCUUUCUUCGAUGAACUACGGGACCCAAACGUCAAGUUACCAAAUGGGCGAGAUAAACCUGCACUCUUCAAUUUCACCACUCAAGAACUGUCAAGUAACCCAUCUCUGGCUUCGAUCCUCAUCCCUGCUCAUGCCCGGAACCAAGCAGCUGCUUCAACCCCUACAAAUGCUACAGCAGCCUCAGAUGUUAACGCAGGAGAACGAGUUCAGACCAAUAGUGUAGCUACAGCAUCAGCCUCCAACUCCACCUGAACCAGUACCAAGCAGCCAGCUGCACAGGAAAAAUCACCAGUAAUUUGAGUCUUGCUCAGCAACACUGGUCACAUUUGGAAAGAAAAUUAGAAAGAGGAAAAAAAAAUCCAACAAAACAACAAACCAACCAA